GAGAGAGAGAGAGAGAGAGUGCGCGAGCAAGUAUUUACGCUGUUGUUUGCCUCCGGACACCACUCUACGUUAUCAUUGUCGCGUCCUUUACGAAGCGGACAAACGAAAACUAAGAAGCACUCAACGAAAAGUUUUGCUUUUUCAUUAAUUGGACACUUUUUCUGAGCGCUCGAGGACGCAGCUGCAGUCCGUUGUGAAGUUGGAGUCAAGGUGCUUUCAAACCUCCCUGUCCCUCCUUCAUCAUGUCCUCUGAGGCCACGCCUAUCCAAGGGUCACGACCUAUGACCCCUCCUCUGAAAACUCCAGGAUCGCCAAGUUCUGCCCCUUUGUCAACAGAGUCCCUCCGGCCUCCGGCGUGCAGACACAGAGAGCGCUCCCCCUCCCCUAUGAGAGGCUACCUCAUCCCCAGCCCCCUGCCCACCCGCAGGAACAGGACCUGCUCAGCGACUGCUCGUGCGUCGGAGGGUCCUCUGUUUACUGGCGUGUGUAAAUAUUUCUCCCGCUCCAAAGGCCACGGCUUCAUCACACCAUCGGAUGGAGGCAGCGACAUCUUUGUCCACAUCUCUGACAUCGAGGGCGAGUACGUCCCAGUGGAGGGGGACGAGGUCAGCUAUAAGAUCUGCUCCAUCCCCCCCAAACAUGAGAAGGUCCAGGCUGUGGAGGUGACCAUCACCCACCUGAACCCAGGGACCAAACACGAGACCUGGUCAGGACACGUCAUCAGCAGCUGAACGGGCCCAGCCUCAGCACGCGGGGGUGGGGCCGGGGGCGGGGUCACUGAUGUGUCUGUGGGAGGGAUUGGACGGGCUGAAUGGGCAGUAGAAAAAUAUGUGAAUGAUAUCAUCAUAUUUGACACAUGUGUAAACGUGGAAGGGCUCACCCAGCAGAUAGACAUGAUGUUUAUGAGUCCACAGUCCUAAUACUAGGUUUUUUCUGGGAUGUUUAAAUUGGAAACAUGAUCUGAUUCCUGAUGAAGUGGACAUUUCUUAAUCUCACUGUAACUCUGCAGCCUUUUAGCAUCACCUCCUGAGGCUGAUGUUGAGGAACACUCCCACUGUUUCAGCACCAGGGGUUGAUUUUUCAGGAGGUGUGUUUGUGUGUGUGUGUGUGUGUGUGUGUGUGUGUGUAUGUACCUACUGCCACUCAGAGCACUUACAGCUCUUUUGUGCCUACUCCCACAAAUCGACCAUCUGUUGCCUGUUUGAUCAUGUUUGGGUGUUUCUGUGAAUGAAUUAAAGCAUUUUCAACAGCUGC
Sphaeramia orbicularis (orbiculate cardinalfish) is the source of this 1254-nucleotide messenger RNA. RefSeq names its product calcium-regulated heat-stable protein 1-like. The record is from RefSeq and is a predicted model, not a curated record. Gene Ontology annotation, molecular function: mRNA 3'-UTR binding. Gene Ontology annotation, cellular component: cytoplasm. NCBI's taxonomy places the organism in Eukaryota, Metazoa, Chordata, Actinopteri, Kurtiformes, Apogonidae. Bases 243 to 731 code for a protein of 162 amino acids. Gene Ontology annotation, biological process: regulation of mRNA stability. The transcript is spliced from 5 exons.